UGUAGCCCCUCACCUCUGUCACGAAUAAAAGGAGGGUCAUCAGCAGACACACUCACACACAGAGACCAGAGAUCACUGCUCCAUGUUAGCAAUGGAAACAUCUUCAGUCCUCCUUGUGUGCAUCCUGGUGACAUGUUCAGUCUGGACAGUCCGUGGGAGAAGCUUUGUGGGUAACAUUGAUGAUCAGGUGGAGCAGUUGGAGGUGGAAGGCUCUACGGAGGCCGGGAUGGUUCCAGGUGUGUGCUGGGUAUGCGAGUGGGCUUUGAACAAAGUGAAGAAAGACAUUGGACCAAACACCACCUCAGAGAACGUGAAAUUGAAGUUGGUUAAGGUCUGCGAUGAAAUUUACACCUUAAAAACUGUGUGCCACAACUUUGUGAAAAAACACCUCAAACAAUUGAUUGAGGAGCUCAUGACCAGUGAUGAUGUGAGGACGAUCUGUGUGAACACCAAAGCCUGCAAGCCAAAGGAGCUGUCUCACCUGAUCUUUUAUCCAGGAGACGAAGAUUCACAGGCUAAAAUGUAACGAAAAAAAUCUGUAAUUUAACAGAAUCUUAACUGUUUAUUUUACAGAUUUUUCCUGUAUUUUUAAUAUACAGGUAAAAGAAGUAAAUGCUCUGUAAUUUUACUGAGAUUUGUUUGUUAAUUUACAAACAUCUUGUGUAAUUACGAAAGUUUUCACAACAAAAAUGUUGAACAAAUGUGUUUUUGUCAAUUUAUAACAUGUAUGAGCACUGGUAAACUGUCAAAAUAAAGUUUUCAUCAUUGAAAAUUGCCAUAAUUACUGUAAUUUCACAGAUGGUGACUUUUGUCCCUGAUGUUAUAUGCAUGAAUAAAAAUCAAACCACUGCAUUUAAUUCAUAAGAAUAAACAUUAACCUUGUGUGCUUUGUGGUAGUGAAUGAAUGGCCACAAACUCAGUGAUUAGAAGCACUUGUUCAAAAAAAAAACUAUAAAAGCUUUCUUUAAAUCGUAGCAUUUACUCUGUGUUGUACUUU
Messenger RNA from Seriola dumerili (greater amberjack), 997 nucleotides. RefSeq names its product antimicrobial peptide NK-lysin-like. Gene Ontology annotation, biological process: defense response to bacterium. The transcript is spliced from 5 exons. The record is from RefSeq and is a predicted model, not a curated record. NCBI's taxonomy places the organism in Eukaryota, Metazoa, Chordata, Actinopteri, Carangiformes, Carangidae. The coding region runs from base 83 to 526 and encodes 147 amino acids.